Molecule: messenger RNA, 1368 nt
Organism: Thermothielavioides terrestris NRRL 8126
Lineage: Eukaryota; Fungi; Ascomycota; Sordariomycetes; Sordariales; Chaetomiaceae
Exons: 2
Biological process (GO): transmembrane transport
Molecular function (GO): transmembrane transporter activity
Source: RefSeq, a predicted model, not a curated record
GGCGACGACGACCCCAUCGACCCGCGCAACUGGUCGCUGCUUCGCAGAGGCACCAACAUCGCCAUCGUCGGGUAUCUGACCUUCGUCCAGUCCUGGGCGGGCGCCGCCGAGUCCAUGGCCAACAGCAAAGCCAGCGAAGAACAGGGCCACAGCCGGGUAGCCGAGAACCUAAUCGUCGCCCUGUACCUCUUCGGAAUCGGCGCCGGUUCGGUCUUCGUCGGCCCCAUUUCCGAGACCGUCGGCCGCAACCCGACCUAUCUCGUCUUCACCUUCUGCUUCCUGUGCUUCGUGGUCGGCGCCGCCCUCGCUCCGUCGUUUGACGGCCGGCUGGUGUGCCGUUUCUUCAUGGGCGUGUGCGUCAGCGCCACUCUGACCAUCAACGGCUCGAGCGUGGGGGACCAGUUCCGCCCGGUCAAGAGGAGUCUUGUGUUUCCCGCCCUUGCGUGGAUCAAUGUGGCCGCCCCCAUGAUUGCGCCCAUCGCCAGCGGCUGGACUGUCGAAAGUCCACGUCUCGGAUGGCGUUGGAACGAGUGGUUCACUCUGAUCAUCUCGGCGCCCGCAUUUCUGCUCGCGCUCUUCUUCUUGCCCGAGUCAUACCUGCCGCUCCUGUUGGACUGGAAAGCCCAGGGCCUUCGCCGCGCCACCGGAGAUCGACGAUAUGUCUCCGAGCAUGCUCAAUCGGCCACGUUCAAAGAGCGGCUAAAACAUGGCAUCACCAUGGCGCCCAGGUUCUUCGGUACCGAGCCAGUCAUCGCGGUCCUCGGCCUCUACCUCACCCUGAUCUACGUCCUCAUGUUCACCUUCCUUUCGGGCUUCGAAUACAUCUUUGAAAAGACGUACGGGCUGUCGACCGGGUUAAUGGGGUCGUGCUUUGGCGCCAUCGCGGCGGGGACCACCACUUGCACCCUCCUCGCGCCGGGCUUCUACAGCUGGACGCGCCGAAAGACGGAGCAUGUCAAGGGCGCGCCUGUGGCGCCCGAACUCCGGCUGUGGCCGGCUAUCGUGGCGGGCCCGCUGCUGCCCGUCUCGCUGUUCUGGCUCGGGUGGGUGAACGACAGCAGCAUCUCCAUCUGGUGCAGCCUCGGGGCAUGCUUCCUCUACGGCGCCGCCAUGUUCGCCAUCUACGUCAGCAGCUACGAGUACAUCAUCGACAGCUACGGCGAGAACUCGGCCACCGCGCUGUCGAGCAUCACCUUCGUCCGGUAUAUGGUCGCCGGAGGCAUGGUCAUGGCCGCGAGACCCAUGUACAGCGGCAUUGGUGUGCACUGGACCUUGACGCUGCUCGGCUGCAUCGGCCUCAUUCUCGCCCCCGGCCCCCUGAUUUUUUGGAAGCUUGGCCCAAAGCUGAGAAGGAAGAGCCCAUUUGCG